AAGCCGUGAGCAAAGAUGGGCAGGUGCACGUGUAUUUUGUAAAGGAGCACUUGAGAACAUUUGUCCGUCCCUCCUCAUGGGAAGAAGCGCGACUGAAAACUCAGAAAGAGGUCCAGCAAAGUCAAGGAAGGUCUGUGAUAAAGACUCAGGUUCUCCCGCAGCCCUGUUUUCACUCACUUUCUCCAGCAAAACAUGAUGCCAGUGUGAGAAACCCGAGUGACGAGGAACCGCGUGUUCCCUCUGCCGCAGAUCUUACGCUGACCAUCUCACAUCUGGAUCGUCUCCCCGAGUGCCUGUCUGCCAAGCUGCAGCUGGAAAAAUCUGAGAGCAGGAGGUUUGAUGAGCAGCUGGAGCAGUUCUUAGUGAGCAGCGCUGAGCCCUUAUGGGACCCGCAGUCUCUUCCUCUUUACCUUCCCGAGGCUCUGAUAUCCAUGCCUCAGAUUAUCCCCCCGGUGGCGAAAAGACCCGUGCCAAGAAGCCCAGAG
This is a messenger RNA of Gekko japonicus, 485 nucleotides long. RefSeq names its product germinal-center associated nuclear protein-like. The record is from RefSeq and is a predicted model, not a curated record. NCBI's taxonomy places the organism in Eukaryota, Metazoa, Chordata, Lepidosauria, Squamata, Gekkonidae. The transcript has 3 exons. The annotation marks the transcript as partial.